AUGGUAACCACUCAUGCUCAUCUGGCGGGACUAAGAGACAUGAUAAAUUCUUGGUUCGAUAUUUUGUUGUACACCCGAGUCUAUAGAAAUAAGUACGAGGGACACAACUUAUACGAAGAGUUGACUACUAUCAUAACCCUGUAUACAGACUUCUCAAAAACACACUCAACUUAUCAUCACGAUGCAUUGAGAGCCAGGCCCUCGCUGGUCAUAUCUGCAAUCUUGAGGGAUCUUCAGAGAGAUGAUCGCUUUUGCCAAAGUCUGUUAAAAGACUUCAAGCCUAUAUCCGAGAGCAAACUGUUCACACACCUUACCAAGAGAGUGCACACUCAACAAGAAGCUCACUUACGCCUGGAAAUGAGCGGAUUAGGGAAAUGUUUUGGUCAUCCUAUUAUUAACAUGACGGAAAGUGUUAAAACUUGGAUAUCCAAACGAUCUGUGAGCAAACCAAACGUAGAGAAAAUGGGCAUACAAAUAGCCAACACGUUCAAGUUAACAUUCUGUCGACUGUAUUAUAAAGAAAAGAGGGUAUGGCCAGCUGCAAAAGCAGAAUUAGUGUUAUCGCAAAGGAUAGCAGAAAAUCUAACAAACAAUACCUGGAAGGAAUGCUCGGAAUCCUUGGAGAGCAGAGGAAUUUGGUCCUCUAAUAUUAGGACAAACCUUCAUGUUUAA
This is a messenger RNA of Phaedon cochleariae (mustard beetle), 672 nucleotides long. NCBI's taxonomy places the organism in Eukaryota, Metazoa, Arthropoda, Insecta, Coleoptera, Chrysomelidae. The record is from the annotation of a GenBank genome assembly.